Messenger RNA from Stomoxys calcitrans (stable fly), 1680 nucleotides. RefSeq lists its product as uncharacterized. Bases 1 to 1680 code for a protein of 559 amino acids. Gene Ontology annotation, cellular component: membrane. The transcript is spliced from 10 exons. Lineage: Eukaryota; Metazoa; Arthropoda; Insecta; Diptera; Muscidae. Gene Ontology annotation, molecular function: ligand-gated sodium channel activity. Gene Ontology annotation, biological process: sodium ion transmembrane transport. The record is from RefSeq and is a predicted model, not a curated record.
AUGUCGAAGAACUUUAGCAAAGGCACAAAGGCUCAAUUGUCCUUUAGGCCCUCUUGGAGGACAACAAAUGAUGCAAUUUCUAAACUUGGCCAACAGCCAUUAGUGCCAACAACAACAAUGGCAACAGUCAACGCCAAGAACAAGGCCGCAACAAAAACCCAUACAACAAUAGCUAGCAAAUGGAGAAAAACCGCAAAAACCAUUAUCACUUUUAUAGCGGCCUAUUUCGAGGAUAGCAACAUACACGGUUUGAAAUAUGUGGUCAAACGAAAUCUAACAACAAUUGAAAAAUGCUUUUGGUUGAUGCUCUUAAUUAUAUCGGUGUUUUUUUGUGUGCAAGUUUGUAUGCAAUCUGUCGAUCGUUAUUACACCAAGAGUACGGUGAUGGGCCUGGAGCGUAACUUCCACUAUUUCAAUACAACCUUGCCCAGUGUGACCAUAUGUCCACUACAACGUUUAAAUGAUGAGCUAUACAAGGAAUACAUCCGGCAAUACAAUUUAACUGACCCCGAAUCUAAAGACCUAUUUAACCUUAUCGAACACUUGGCCAACUCUACGUACAUCAACUUUCGCAAUUUACCCAACAAUAGAAGUACCGACAAACUUUUGGAUCGCAUCGGCAUAACUCCCAACUUGUACAUGGAACUUAUUUACAAUCUAACCGGCGACGAUUCAAUGAGGACUGAAGAAGAUCUGUUUGAAGACAAAGUGCAUAGCAAUUCAGGCACCGAGAUUAUUUUAGAGGCACGACAAAUACUAACCGAAUAUGGCCUGUGUUAUGUGACGAAUACUGAUCUGUCGGACAAGUACAGCUCGAGGUAUAUGAUUUUGGGGGAGGUGCCACACAACUAUCUUCGAGGACGCCAAUAUUUUCGCAAGGUUAUACAUACCAAUUACUUUUCAAGUGAUACAUAUUAUCAUUUUAGAGGUUUCGGCAUCAAACCCAUCGAUAGCUUUGUGCAUAGUACUUACGAAGUUAUGCAAUUGGAACAUAAUUUGGGCUAUUCGAAUACACCUUAUAAGGUGCUUGUCGACAGUGUGGAGAUUACAACUGACGAAGGUUUGGAAAUUGAUACCACUGUUGAUCAAAGGAAAUGCCGAUUUCAACACGAAUCCAAUUUGACGCAUUUCCCUAUUUAUACACGAAACCUUUGUCUGCAAGAAUGUCGUUUAAAUUUGGUCCAUGACAUCUGCAAAUGUAUACCGCAUUUUUAUCCAAAUCGCAUUCCAAAUCCAAAACCGGUGUGCCACUAUCGUACCCUAUUGGAGUGCUUUGCAGAAAAUGAAAAAUAUUUUAUUAAAUUGUAUAAAAUCAAUGGCAAGGGCAAAAGAGAAUUGGCUGGAUGUUACUGUAUGCAAAAUUGCAGAGAUGCCAUUAUCAAUAAAGUCGAACAUAUUAGUCUGCCGAAUGCUGACUUUUUGUUUGGUGGCAAUAGCUUCAUGUUUGUCCUAGAAGCCAAGCCUACAUAUCGCUUGAAGCGUUUAGUUGUAUUCACCUUUACCGAAUUGUUGGUUUCCAUUGGAGGCAUUGCUGGAUUCUUUUUGGGCUUUAGCGUUUUGUGUUUGACUGUAACCAAGGUAGAGGUGAUACCACGGUGCGCGCAUAAGCCAACUCUAAUCCCCGGAGUAAGCUCACCGCUUGAAGACAACGAAAUACCGAACAAUCCAACAGCCGGAUAA